AUGAGAACAUGACAGUUUGACAGUGACAUUGACACUGACAGAAGCUCGCAAUCGCAUGCUGCGCGUCUUGUUGUUGAAAAAAUCGUAUUUAAACCAUUUAAUUUAAUCUCGAACUUAUAUUACUUACAAUAAGCAACAGAAACAUGAGUUCCGAUACAUUAAAUAUAGCUCGGCGAAAGCUCAACGAAGUGCUUGGCGAAAAAUCAACAAAAUACUUCCAUCACAUGAAGCAGUGGUUUCGCAUGAAACUGACUAAAGAAGAAUUCGACACCGAAGCUCGAGCCCUGUUAUCCUCAGACCAAGUCCACUUCCACAACGAGUUCUUACUAGCUUUGUUGAACAAAGUGGAAGGUUUGGCGGAGACAUCUAUUAAUAUCGCGCAGGAGAAAGCGAGCUCCCAUAAUAGGAAUAGUCGUCGGCAUAAGCGAAGUUCGCGUACGUCGGAGAAGUCGAACUUCGAAGCCGCAGAUUUGCUGGAAUAUUUGCCGCCGAACUCCCCGCCUGGUGCGGGCAGCGAUGGGGCUUUGAAAUACGCAGCUCAGGAAAUCUUCCUCCCAGACCAUGCGUUAGUCGUUGGCCGCUUCAUGCUAGCAGCAUGGGAGCUUGGCCUCGAAGGUGCUGACGACGAAGCAGCCGACCUAAUAGUUGUUGCUGUCCAAAACUUCCUUAAGAACAUCAUCUCAGCCGUUGUAACACAAAGGAAAGGGUACAAGCUACGCAAUAAGAACUUUACGUAUGACGUAGGUGGGGAUAUGCCUAAUAUGUGGCUGCGGAAUACAGCAAAGCUGUAUGAUCCUCAGGGUGAUGGAAGAGUGGAGGUUGACGAUGCAGUGGAUGGGUUGGGGCCGCGGUGUCCGCCAACUAUUGAUGAAGUUGAGCAUGCCACCGCUUAUGAGAUUGCUUGCAGUGUGCCAAACCCCUCACCAAACGACGACAAACUAACCAUAGACGAGUUCUACAACACGCUCCUGACACACCGGAACGUGAUAGCCAGUCAUUCAGUAUACGCUGUGAACAUGGAACGACUAGCCGUCAUGCUGAACCAUCCUAGCUAUUGAUGAGGAGAGAAGAUGGCCUCCAUCACGAUCAACGUCUCAAAGGAGCGCAAGAUUGGAUCCUUAGGGGAACCCUAAGACUAUAGAGUGGACUUAAUCAAUGUAUUUUUACUUGAGGAAGCGACGUAAGAGGGCCCUAUGCGUUAAAGAAGAAGAAAGAUAUGAUACGUGUUUUACAGCCCUGUAUAUGAGACGGCAGAUUAAGUUAUGAUUAAAGGAUCCAAAACGGAAAUGAAUGGAAUACCAACCCAUAGAUUACCGAUAAUGACAUCUCACUUCGAUAGAACGCCGUGGCUCACACAGGAUACUGGAUGUGAAGUCGAGUUACCGAUUAAUUAUUUUAAAUAAACGACAUCAACCUUUUUCCAGGCAUAGUACGAUUUAUCGACCACAUACGCGCCAUUUCAAUUUCAACUUUAGCAUUCCGAUUUAAGGUUCAAAUUAGAUUACACUUUCAGGAAAUGUUACUUGUCUUCAAAUGAAUCGUCAAAGCUGAAUUAAUUGGAAUAUAUUUGGAUUUUUUGGGAAAACCUUGUAGAUUAGAUUGGUGCGGCCUGGAAAAGGGUUAAGUAUGAAUCUGUA
Cydia pomonella (codling moth) is the source of this 1637-nucleotide messenger RNA. Its product is annotated as transcriptional adapter 1-like. The record is from RefSeq and is a predicted model, not a curated record. NCBI's taxonomy places the organism in Eukaryota, Metazoa, Arthropoda, Insecta, Lepidoptera, Tortricidae. Gene Ontology annotation, molecular function: transcription coactivator activity. The transcript has 3 exons. Gene Ontology annotation, cellular component: SAGA complex. The coding region runs from base 144 to 1058 and encodes 304 amino acids. Gene Ontology annotation, biological process: regulation of transcription by RNA polymerase II.